This is a messenger RNA of Homarus americanus (American lobster), 1032 nucleotides long. RefSeq names its product zinc finger MYM-type protein 1-like. The transcript has 2 exons. Bases 1 to 1032 code for a protein of 343 amino acids. The record is from RefSeq and is a predicted model, not a curated record. Lineage: Eukaryota; Metazoa; Arthropoda; Malacostraca; Decapoda; Nephropidae.
AUGGGUGUUUCAAGAUCUCAAUUCACAUCUGAUGGGUUCUGCGACUGGAAGCAUGCUAAUAGGCUUGUUGUCCAUGAGCUUUCAAAGGACCACAUUCAUGCAGUUAUGUCAGCAGCAAGUCGUUCAAAGGGAGUUGGACGUAUAGAUUCUAAACUAACUACGCAUGUGGGUCAAAUUGAGGAGUAUUGGUGUAGUCGUCUAAGGCGAUUGAUCAGCGUGCUUAAAUUUAUAUGUGAAAGAGGGCUAGCUCUACGUGGAGAUGAUGAAAUAAUUGGAUCUCCUCAUAAUGGAAAUUACUUGGGAUUACUAGAGCUUUUGGCCGAGUAUGAUGAUUUCCUCAGGCAACACAUCCAGAAUAAUGCUAAUCGUGGCACUGGUCAUACAAACUAUUUGUCUUCAACCAUCUGUGAAGAAAUUGUCAGACUAAUGGGCAAUGAAGUACUGAACGAAAUUAUCUCACGUAUAAAGCUCUCAAAAUAUUACUCAAUUUCUCUAGAUUCCACCCCUGAUGAAGGCCAUAUUGAUGAACUAACUCUGAUAAUCAGAUACAUGGAGCAUGACACACCUGUUGAGAGACUUGUGAAAUUCUUGCCAAAUCAAGGACACAAGGCUCAAGAAAUGUUUGAAGCUUCUACACAUCGUUAUGCAAUUCUUAGUGAUUUAUUGAAAACUGUAGCGUCUGGCCCGGUAUCUGUGCCAAAGAGGAUUUCCACAACAAGAUGGUCCUGUCGAGCAGUUGCAGUGAAAGCAGUUGUCCAAGGUUAUCUCCCAAUCCGUGAAGCACUUGCUAAAAUAGCUAGAGAUGAAAAUGAGACGAGCAAAACAUGUUAUGAAGACAAUGGUCUCCAUGAUAAGAUGUGCAAGUUAGAGACUGCUAUAUAUGCUGUGUUUUGGCAUGACAUUCUUCGCAGAGUUGAUGCAACAAGCCAUGCAAUGCAAGAUCCUAAACUCGAUUUGAACACAGCAGUAGCAAUGCUGAAGUCCUUGGAAUGUUUUGUACGAGAAAAAAGAGAUUGCUUCCAUGUUUAUUAG